Momordica charantia (bitter melon) is the source of this 930-nucleotide messenger RNA. Its product is annotated as 2Fe-2S ferredoxin-like superfamily protein. Gene Ontology annotation, cellular component: mitochondrion. The record is from RefSeq and is a predicted model, not a curated record. Gene Ontology annotation, biological process: P450-containing electron transport chain. Lineage: Eukaryota; Viridiplantae; Streptophyta; Magnoliopsida; Cucurbitales; Cucurbitaceae. Gene Ontology annotation, molecular function: 2 iron, 2 sulfur cluster binding; electron transfer activity.
AGUAAACGAUGAAUGACUGAGAAACUUCCUACUGGUCGAGCCGAGAGAGGAGGAUAUGGCGUCCCUGAACGUCACCACAGCUUCUCUAUCGCUCCGGCAGCCGGAAUUCCGCUCUGGCAGUGGCAAUCGCCGAUGCAUCAUCGGAAAUUUUCCUAAUCGGAGACCGACGGUCCCUCUCUCUGUCGCUGCAAAUUCUUCAGAGCCAUUGCUGUCGAGUCCUGCUGAAAAGCCUGAGAUCGAGCUGGAAUUUCUUGGGCCGAACCCGGGGAGCGAUGGAUCGUACCCGGUGGACACGGCCAAGGCGGUAAGCGGCGAGAAGCUCUUGAGGAAUAUUAUGCUGGAUAAUAAGAUCGAGUUGUACGCCCCCUAUGGAAAAUUGAUGAACUGUGGAGGUGGCGGAAGUUGCGGAACCUGUAUUGUCGAGAUAAUUGAUGGGAAUGGUCUAUUGAAUGAAAGAACAAAUACUGAACUCCGAUACCUGAAGAAGAAACCCGAAACGUGGAGGCUUGCUUGUCAGACAAUUGUUGGGAAUAAAGAGAACUCUGGCAAGGUUGUGGUCCAAAGGUUGCCGCAAUGGAAGAAGUGAUUUAGAGUUGCAUCAUUAUGUAGAGGCUGUGAUUUGUUGCAAAAGCAAGAGGGAUUAUGCUACACCAACCAGGACUCGCUUGAAGGCUGCUACUACUCAACAAAUUUGGUGGCUUGGCACUCAAAUACCUGCCUUCAACCCAACAAAUCUGUGGCUUGGCACUCAAAUACAAGACGCUCAAUAUUUGCUCCUGCUUUAACGUUUUGUAAGUUAAAUUUGUAUAUUUUGAAAAAUUUAGCUGAAAAAGGAGAUAGUGUCUUUUAGUAAUGUUUAUACUGGUACAUGUACUGUUUAUUCACACAUUCUUAUACUUCAUUAAUGAAAUAGAAUUGUGAAGGGAAAAA